Neltuma alba is the source of this 3530-nucleotide messenger RNA. Its product is annotated as glutamate receptor 3.6. Lineage: Eukaryota; Viridiplantae; Streptophyta; Magnoliopsida; Fabales; Fabaceae. Bases 467 to 3292 code for a protein of 941 amino acids. Gene Ontology annotation, molecular function: ligand-gated monoatomic ion channel activity. The record is from RefSeq and is a predicted model, not a curated record. Gene Ontology annotation, cellular component: membrane. The transcript is spliced from 6 exons.
GCAUUAUUAACACUGCCUUUUAGAUUUGUUGUUGUUUCUCUGAUUUUUUUUUUUUCAUUUUUCUUCGGGAUCCGAGCUCCCCAGGUUGUUUUACAAUCUUGUUCUGCUUCUUCUCUCGGUCCUCGAUGGCCAACGGUUGAAGUUGGCCUUUCUAUUUUGUGAAUACACCCGAAUGCUCCCUUUUUCCUGAAAGCCUGUUCUUUUGGCGUAAGACCAUGUGCUUUACACUACCAUCAAUUUGUUACCUUUUGCUUUAAUUUCAGGGUUUCCUAGCAUAGUUCUUUUGUAUCUGAUAUGCUCCCUGUGCCUCCUGUUAUCGUUCGCUUUCCGGGCAUGGGUGUUAGUCCCUUUAAGCCCAACGUUUCUGGUAUGCAAGCAUUCAAUUUUCACUUUCUACGUAGUUCUUCUGAAAAUGAAGAUGUUUGAUUCUCUUCAGGAAGUUCAGUGGGUUUAGGCAACCACAAGCAUGACGGGAGUUUGGUUUGUGGUCUUGAUGAUUCUCUUCCAUGGAUUCUGUUUGACCGUGGCGGGCUCGAAUCAUUCCACACGACCCGAUUCUGUAAAUAUUGGGGUUCUCUACUCUUUCAAGACCACCGUCGGUCGAAUUGCAAAGAUUGCAAUAGAAGCUGCAAUUGAAGACAUAAAUUCUGAUCCAUCUAUUCUCGGUGAAACUAAGCUCAAUGUCUCGAUGCAAGAGGAUUCCAAAUACAGGGGCUUUCUGAGCAUUGCUGAGGCCUUACAUCUCACUGCAAAACGCACGGUGGCCAUAAUUGGCCCGCAAAGCUCCGUCACAGCUCAUGUGAUAUCACACAUUGCAAACGAGCUCCAAGUUCCCCUGCUAUCAGUUUCUGCUACGGAUCCCACACUCUCCUCCCUUCAAUUCCCAUUCUUUGUCAGAACUACUCAUAGUGAUCUUUAUCAGAUGACUGCAAUUGCAGAGCUUGUUGACUACUAUGGAUGGAGAGAGGUUAUCGCAAUCUAUGUUGACGAUGAUCAUGGAAGAAAUGGGAUUAGUGUGUUAGGAGAUAAGCUUGCUGAGAGACGGUGUAGGAUCUCUUUUAAAGCUCCUAUGAGCCCUGAAGCAACCAGGGAGGAGAUUACUAAUGUGCUUGUCCAGGUGGCUUUGGCAGAAUCUAGGAUAAUAGUUGUGCACACCAUUGCUGCUUGGGGACCCAAGGUGUUUAAAGUGGCCAAGCAUCUGGAGAUGAUGGGAGCUGGGUAUGUUUGGAUAGCCACUCAUUUUCUCUCUACUCUUCUGGAUACAAAUGGUCCACUCCCCCACGAUACAAUGGACAUGAUUCAGGGGGUUCUUACGCUGCGUAUCCACACACCUGAUUCAGAGCUCAGACGAAGAUUUGUUUCCAGGUGGAAAAACUUGACUCGCGCCAACGACACUGCCAAAAGUAAUGUUCGCCUUGGAUUGAGUACUUACGGUCUCUAUGCAUAUGAUACUGUUUAUGCGCUUGCUCGUGCGCUUGAUAGUUUCUUCAAGCAGGGGAAUCGAAUAACAUUCUCGUAUGAUCCCAAAUUGUCUGAGCUGCGCGGUGACAACUUGCAUCUUGAUUCUGUGAGCAUCUUCGAUCAAGGAAACGUGUUGAGAGAAAGUAUCUAUGAGGUUGAUAUGACAGGGGUAACUGGUACUUUCAGGUAUGCAUCUGAUGGGAACCUUGUGAAUCCAGCAUAUGAAAUCCUCAAUGUGAUCGGGACAGGAUCUAGGAGGAUUGGUUAUUGGAGUAACUACACUGGAUUAUCGGUUGUUGCUCCAGAAGUGCUCUACGCACACCCCCCCAAUCGCUCAGCGGCGAGUCAGAAGCUGCGACCAGUGAUUUGGCCGGGGAACACAGAGCAGAAGCCUCGUGGUUGGGUUUUUCCAAAUAAUGGGAGGCUCUUAAAAAUUGGGGUGCCAGUGGGAUUCAGUUACCGUCAAUUUGUCUCACAGGUACAAGGCACUGACAUGUUCAAGGGCUUCUGCAUUGAUGUAUUCCUUUCUGCGCUGAACUUGCUGCCUUAUGGCGUACCUUAUAGGCUUGUUCCGUUUGGGGAUGGUCACAGCAAUCCUAAUAGCAACGAGCUUGUUCGUUUGAUCACGGCGGGUGUCUUUGAUGGGGCAGUUGGCGACAUUACAAUUACUACGCAGCGAACAAGGAUGGUAGAUUUCACUCAGCCAUUUAUUGGGUCUGGUCUAGUGGUUGUAGCCCCGGUUAGGAAGUCAGACUCCAGUGCUUGGGCCUUUUUGAGAUCCUUCAGUCCGCAGAUGUGGGGCGUCACUGCUAUCUUCUUCCUAGCUGUUGGUGCUGUUGUUUGGAUAUUGGAGCAUAGAUCGAAUGAUGAAUUCCGGGGGCCUCCCAGAAAACAAGUAGUUACAGUUUUGUGGUUCAGUUUUUCGACCAUGUUUUUCGCCCACAGGGAAAAUACAGUGAGCACUCUGGGUCGAUUGGUGCUUCUCAUAUGGUUAUUUGUGGUUCUUAUAAUAAACUCGAGUUACACGGCAAGCCUGACUUCAAUCCUCACAGUGCAGCAGCUUUCUUCUCCCAUUAAAGGCAUUGAAACUUUAGUUGCCAGCACAGAGCCUGUUGGCUACCUGCAGGGUUCAUUCAGUAGAAACUACUUGAUAGAAGAAAUCGGGAUUGAUGAAUCAAGACUUGUUCCCCUGAGGACGCCGGAAGAGUCCGCUAAAGCAUUAAGAGAUGGCCCCAAAAAGGGCGGCGUUGCUGCGUAUGUUGAUGAGCGUGCUUACAUUGAACUCUUCCUUUCAAGCCGAUGCGAGUUCAGCAUAGUAGGUCAAGAGUUCACCAGAAACGGGUGGGGAUUUGCAUUUCCGCGAGACUCGCCUCUGGCGCUUGACUUGUCGACGGCCAUAUUGAAAUUGGCAGAGAACGGAGAUCUGCAAAGGAUUCACGACAAAUGGCUUCUGAAUAUCGCCUGCCUCUCGCAGAAUACCAAGUUUGAAGCGGACGGGCUUCGUCUCAAAAGCUUCUGGGGGCUCUAUCUAAUCUGCGGCGUGGCGUGCUUGCUGGCUCUGUUCGUGUAUGUGAUACUGAUGAUGAGGCAGUACAAGAAGCACCACGCAGCGGCGGUUGAGUCUUGUGCAGGGUCCUCUUCCAGCAUUCGGACUUUCCUCACAUUUGCAGACCAGAAGGAAUCUGAAGUCAAGAGCCGAUCCAAGAAAAGGCAAAUGGAGAGGCUCUCCGGCGGAGGCUCGGAUGCUGGCGGAUCAUCAGCCCUCAAUUCUAACAAUCGAUACCCUCUGUCAUCUUCCAUAACAAACAUAAAUUCCGCCGCUGAAGCCUGACACCUCACUCCCUCUUUCUUCCAUGUAUUCUUGCUUACCACACCAGCUCAAUUAAACUAAUAAAGACACUGUUGAUAUGAAAAGGGUCUUCUUCGACAGUAUCGAUUCACUUGCUCGUGUAUUAUUCUUUUUUCGCUGUGAAAUGUCACCCCGAGUCUCGCAACAUUUUACAUCUUCCAUGUGAAACUCCUGCUGCAAGGUUGGUCUUCGAGUUUAAAAUGUACAAUUUGGUUGAGUA